UGGAUAGCCAAGAAGCAACCGGUUACGAUGAUGCAGACGAUGAUGUGCACCCAAACGCGGCGUUUCACACGCGAACGUUUGUUCCUAUUAUGGGAGUGGAAGGAGUCAACCCGAGUGUGGAGAGAACCUUCGUAACGAACGCAUUCACCAAACAGGUCAAGGCCAGGCCGCUCGGAGACAUAGCCGCAUCACCGGACUAUCUUCUGCAACAGGCCCGCGAGCUCCACGUCAAACACCUCCGCCACCUGCAUGACUCCGAGGAGCUCACGCGCCGGCGGUCAGCAGUACACCACAGCGCCGUACGACUGCAGUACGAGCAGGGCGCGUCCCUGCAGGAGCUAGCCACUGAGCCAGCGGCGGGAGAAGAGGACAGAAGCAGCACUCCUUCCGCCGAAGCAGCCGCGACCGGCGGCGAGGCUGACGCGGGUGUGGCAGCGGGCACCAGAGCAGCAGCUGCCGAGGCCGGGCGGCGUGGCGGCGGCAGCCAAAUCUACUCCGGGCUAGAAGCCAAGGCGCCGGUGCUCAAAUACCUGAAACGCACGGCGCUCGGGCAGGAGUUUGGCCCUGCCCUUGGGCCGGCGCCGCCAGCCGUCGCGGCCGCGGCCGCGGCGGCCGCAGCACGCGCCCACCACUCAGCUGCCGCCACCAGCACAGCGGCGGCGCCAGGGGCUGUGGUGCCAGGGGCUGUAGCACGAGCAGCGGGCGGCUUCGAUGCCGGUCGCGGUACCGGCAGUAGCCGCAGCGGUAGCAAGGAGGAAGGGGCCAACUGGGACGAGGGCAGCAAUGGCAGCAGCUGCGACGACGAGGAUGAUGAUGAUAGCUACGCAGACAUUCCAAUCGUUAUGAUUCUGGGGCCCGACGACGGUGAUGAUGACGGCAGCGAUGGUGAAGACAUGAACUCCAACCCCGGUGAUAAAAAGGGAGGCGUUACCGCGUCUGCUGCCGCUGCCGCCGCGGGCAGCAGCGGCCGCGGUGGCAGCGGGCCCGGUGCCGGGGCCGGCGCCGCCCACCACUCGCCGCGAGAUGUACGACUCCACCGGCCCAGGCCACCAGCCAUGAGUAGCCCGAACCUGAUUCUUCCAUCCAGCUGCGGCCUAUUGCCGUCAUCUCCGCGGGCCGCAGCAGCAGCGGGUCCAAUGGCAGCAGCCGCAGCAGCGGCAGCAGCCGCAGCAGCGGCAGCUGCGGGCGUGGAGGGCAGGAACGGUGAGGGCGGCGGCAUGGCUAGCAGCAUCACCAGCCGCGGCAGCCCUGUGCCUCCUGGUGGCGGUGCGGGUGGCGGCGGCGGCGGAACGGGAGGUUCGCGCGCAGAGAGCCUCAUCAAUCAGCUACGCUCAUUCCAGCGCGCUAGCACUGGAUCCACCGGCGGAAGCCCGGGAUCCGGAUUCACGAGCGGGGCCCUGCUGGAUCCACCCCUGCGGGCAGGAAGCUUCCUGGUUCCAGGAUCCGAGGGCGGCUCGGUGCGCGGCGGGCGUCUGUAUGCGGCAGGCCCCGCGGCGGGUGCCGCUGGCUGUGUAAGCGGCAGUGGCGGCGGCGGCGGCGGCGGCGGUGGCGGAGGUGGCGGUGGCGGAGGUGGCGGCGGAGGUGGGCUCACGCCUGCCCUGUCCAGCAGACAGCAGGAAGGCGGCCUAGGUGGGUCGGCUGGGCUGCAUCGCCUAAACGGGCCCGAGUGGAACCUGCUGCGGUCGCCGACCUCACCGCUGUCGCCUGCCGCUGCCGCAGGCAGCGGCGGCGGCACCCCAACACAGCCGCCGAGCGGCUUGGUCCCAUCCGUGCGGAAGGGCCGCACUCCGGGCAUCAGCACCAGCAUGUCAGGAGCUGCUGGCGGCUAUGUUGGCGGCGUGGUCGAUGGGCCGCCGCCGCUGCCGGCGGUUGGCAGGCUAGGCAGCAGCUGCUACCCGGGGGCCGCAGCAGCGGCAGGUACGGCAGGCGCGGCUGCGGGCGGCAGCGGCAGUGGAUGCGGCGCUAGCCCUGUGGCCUGCAGGGGUUCGCUCUCCAACCUCGCGGCCGUGAGCAUCGGUAGCCUGGCGGCGGCAGCGGCGGGCGUCAGUGGCGGCGGUCUGCCAGAGAUGUCGGCUCGGGGGUCACCGUCAUCCCUGUCCCCGUUGGGUGCUGCGGCCGCUUAUGGCGAUGGCAGUUUCUCUGAUAGGUCGGUUCGGAGGCAGCGUGCCGGUAUGGAUUUUGCCGUCAAUAGCGCCAGUGCACCUGCGCCGGUGCUGGCAAACAGGCCGUCAGCAGCAGACGUGUCCAUACGGGCCGGGGUGCGUGGCCCAGUUGCAAGCAGCAGCAAUUACUACAGCAACAGCGUUUGCGUGGCGGGGGGCAGUGACAGCGGCGCUGGCGGCAGCCCCUGCACUGCUGCUGUGAUGGGGGCCACCGAUAUGGCGGCUAUGGACUCGUCAGUGCGCGGCGGCGGCUACGGCGUCGGCGGCGGCGGCGGCGGUGGUGGUGGCGGCGGCGGCGGCGGCGGGGUCGCGAGCGGCGGCGGCCGGAUGGCAGGCCUGUCAGUUGGGCAGCUGGGACAGCUAGGUCCAGCGCUAUGCGGAGAUCCCUCUGCGGCGGAAGGAGGCGGCGCGGCCGCCGGUUCGACGCAGGCCGCCGCGUCUUUAUUCAAGGCAAUCACGGGUGCGGCGGCUGUAGGCCGCGUGUCUGCCUCUUUGCAUGAUCCUGCAAACAGUCCAGCAGCGUCCUACGCUCCUGCUAGCGGGGCGGCCUCUGGAGGCAGGAUCCCCUCCACCAGUAUGAAGCUCCCGAAGAUUGCAGCAGGGUCCGGUGGGGCCGCAACGAUUGCUGGCAGCAGCAGCAGCAGCACGAGUUGCGGCGGCGGCACCGGCGGCAGCAGCAGCGGCAGUAGCACGCUGGCGGCGGUGCGGCGCGGCAGUAGCAACCUUUCAGGCGGUAUAACGGCUUGGACUGGAGCCGGAGGAUGGCCUGAGAGCGCUGGUGGAACCUCUGGGUGUGGUGGCUCAGGCGGCGGUGCAGUGGUGAACGAGGGAAUGAAGAAGGGCUUUUUGGGGUUUCUGAAGCCCUAGUUGAGCGAAUCAUGUAUGGCAGCGUGGAAAGCGCACCGCACAUGCGCUUUAAUACCACUUAUACCAGUAUGUGACCCUUGCAGAUGGUGGGAAAUUCAUGUUAAGUACCGUAGGUACUUUGCGCCGGCGGCUUCUUUGUUGACGACGCCUCCAUGGCCACAAAGCCUUUACCAGACAUGGCCAGCACGACCUGUUGAGCUGCCUUCUCAGCGCCAUAAACGUUACGGGUUACAGCCUGCCCGUUGGCGCUGGCACGGAGCUGCUGCGCUGCCUGCGCACUGUGCUGGAGGUGGAGUUGGAGGAGGCGCAUACAUAUAGCUACAGAGACAGCUUUAUACACGCCGUGCGAAAGGGAGGCCGCUUCGGCGGCCAAUAGCCCCCAUACACCCCGCCACCGACACCGAAUGUCUGAAUGCAUAGGGCGAAGGCGGUCCCGUCACUGGGCGGUGGCCACUCAAUGCGGGUGACGCGCGGCGCCUGGACGAAGGGGGGGGGGGGGGAGAAGAUGAAAAUGCCGCGAGUGGCUGGUAUUGACAUCCAUGCAUUAGACGCAUGUGCGCCUCCAAACGUUUUCGCCUGUGUGGAUGCACCAGACCUGGUGAACUGAUUUGAACGAGCCGAUUGGCACCACAUUAUGAUAAAUGGAGGGGUAUAAGCGGUUUUGUGCAGUCGGGUGCUGGUCGCUCCCGAGGGCUUUGCUGCUGAGGCUCACAGCCGGCACAGGUGCUGCUGCAUCGGCACUGCAGAUGUUCCAGCAGUUGUCAGCCUUCGGCUCCACAUCGAGAG
Molecule: messenger RNA, 3815 nt
Organism: Chlamydomonas reinhardtii
Lineage: Eukaryota; Viridiplantae; Chlorophyta; Chlorophyceae; Chlamydomonadales; Chlamydomonadaceae
Exons: 5
Coding region: 90-3029 (979 amino acids)
Source: RefSeq, a predicted model, not a curated record